UUGGUCGGCAGUAGUGAACGUUCAAUAAAAAAAAUAAAAAUAAAUAUGGCGAAAACUCGGCUUUCGAUGUUGAUUUUGACAACUUGUUUGUUUUUGUGAAACUAAUGCAAAAUAAACACAAGUAUCUAUCAUAUUUAAUUGACAAAAAAGCCUUUAGUUUCAUAAUGUAAAAAUCAUAAUUUAAAAUUAAAUAAUCUAAUAGCAAUAAACUGUGUACAAAAAUACAGAAAUGCUGUGCAAUUUAUGAUGUUAAAAUCAUUAUUUUUGUAAUUAUCUUGAGUGGAUAAUACUCUGAAAAUGCGUUGCUGUGUUCCUAGUUGUACCAACAACUCGAAAGAGGCUGUAAAAUGCAACGGAAUCACGUUCCAUUUAUUCCCAAAAGAGCCGGAUACUCGGACAGCUUGGCUGUCAGCUCUCGGACUAACAGACUGGGAGCCAACGGACCGUAGUGCAAUAUGUUCUGAUCAUUUUCAUAACGAUGAUUUCUUUCUGACUAAAUGUGGGAAACAACAGGUCAAGACUGCGGCUGUUCCAUUUAUUUCUCAGUUAAGUGAAGAAGAUUUGUUAGAACCUGCUGCAAUGAAGGUGUGCAGAAUAUGUCUGUCAUUGGAUUCCAAGCUAUAUGACUUGAGAGACUAUAAGCUGGACAAUAUGCUGGAACAAGUCACAGGCCAAAUGAUACCCGAGCGAGACAAGUUGCCACAGAAACUGUGCUGGGAGUGCGCGCACCGGACGGCCGUGUGCGCGCGGUUCAAAGCCAAGGUGCUGAGGAGUCAACAGCUCAUGAUGACCAUACUGGACAGCUCACCAUAUAUAACAAUAGGCGAUAUCAAGUCCAUAAACCGCACAGAGAACCAGCUAUAUUCGACCCUAAUACAAACGGUAUACGAUCCAGAUUCGUCUGACUUGGUGAUCGAUUACGAGCUGGAAGUGAAACCUGAGGAAAAGAGAGAAGAGAUCAAACUUGAAACAGAUGAGAUGCUCAUAGACGAGACAGUGGUCAAGAACGAACAGCUAGAUUCAAACGAGAUAUUCUUCCAAGACUUUAUGGACGGCUUCGAUGACAGCGACGAUGAUAAAACACUGAGCGAAGUCGCCAAGCCUAAAGUGAAGAAAGUGAAGAAGAAACGCGAGAAGUACAAGGUUAAAGUGGAGAAAAAGAAGAAAUGCGAGGAAAACGACAGCCCUAGCUCUACUAUGGAUAAGUACAAAACAUCUGAUGUCAGACGUAGAAAAACGCAAGAGGCAUUAGACGAGAAUCUAUUCAACAUAACGACGCUAAGUUACGAGCAGCAGAUAGCGGAGAUCGCUUCCCGCCAGCAAUCUGAUGCGUACAAAAAUGCCGUUUACAAAUGUACCGUGUGCUAUAGAGGUUUCCACAUCAAGGAGCGAUUGGACGCGCACGCUGUGAGACAUACUGAUCAAAGCGGCGUUUUCGAAUGUUUUAUCUGUAAAACUCGCCUGAAAACAGGGCGCGCUCUCCGCAAACACAUCACCGCGCAACACACUGAACAGUUCAGCUGCAAAGGCUGUCCUUUUGUCACGAGAAACAGGGGCGUGGCAAGGGAACACGAGAAAUGGCAUUCCGGAACUAAAUAUCAAUGCCCACAUUGUCCUAGCGAAUUUGACAAACUGACGACGUAUAUGGGCCAUAUAAGAAUAAAACACGUGUCGGACUUCGUGUGCGAACUGUGCGGGUACACGUUCGUGAGCAAAAAGGGAAUAGACGUACACAAGAAGAAGAAACACCGGCUGGCCGAGAAGACUAUGCCGAUAGAUGGCCCAUAUUGUUCUGUGUGCGACGUGCGCUUCGUGUCUGAAGACGCGCACGAUCGUCACCUCAAGUUGUCCUCGAAACACAGCACCGAUAAUGAUCCCAACAAAAUAAGGAACGAUUCACAAAGUAUGCACACGGAGAAGAACGGGCGAGUGAUGAGGAAGAUUGAGAGGCGGCCCGUGAUCCACCCUCGCGACGACAGCGGCCAGGAGACGAGGCAGCAGCCGGGGCCCGUGGCUUGCGAACAGUGCGGCGUCCAGCUGCGGGACCUGCGGCUGUACGCGCAGCACUUCAGACGAGCGCAUCCGGACAAGAACAGGACUAAAUACCCCGCUAUGAAGACGCCCUGCAUGUGUGAGCAGUGCGGAAGAUUAUUCCAGAGUAUGGCGCUCCUGAAGGACCACAUGUGGGUGCACACGGGCGAGAAGCGCUUCAAGUGCGAGCGCUGCGACAAGAGCUUCACGCAGAAGACCAACCUGGUCUUCCACAUGAGGGUGCACAGCGCGACGCGGCCCACGUACGAGUGUCCGCUGUGCGGGAAACACUUCGCGUUCUUCAACAACAGGAGGCGCCAUAUGUUUAUCCACACCGGGCUGAAGCCGUUCAAGUGCGAGUCGUGCGGCAAGUGCUUCACGACGGCGGGCGAGCAGCGCGCGCACGCGGACCACGUGCACCUCAAGAAGCCCUGGCCGCGUCGUGCGCGCGCGCGCGCUCGCGACGACUGGCAGAAGUGCGCCGUCACUAUGGAGGACUGAGUCCUCCCGACGUGAAAAAAGAAAAAACUUUUCUUUAGCACAAUAAAAAAAAAACAUGACAUAUAUAUAUAUAAUAGUAGAUAUACGGUGACGACACAGUUGCAUAUGCAACAACUUUAGUGCAUUAGUGCAUUAGUGCGAUAACAGUGAAAAAGUGAGUUGUGGCGAGAUUUUCGUGCGCGAUAUAUUAGUGCGAUAACAGUGGAAAAUUUUAGUGCGAUACCUAACUGUGGAGAGGUGAGUUGUGGCGACGUUUACGUAUGACAAUAUUAGUGCGAUAACCGGGGAAGAUGUUGUGACGACAGUUGCAUAUACGACAAUAUUAAAAAAGAAAGAAAAAACUUUAUUCGGAAAAAAUUACAUAGUUAGGCAUACAGUUCGCUUAUAAUACUAAUAACAUCGUGCCGAAAUUGAUCCUAGUUCAGAUAAAUGUUAUUUUAUUAGUGCGAUAACCGUGGAAAAUUGAGUUGUGGCGACGUAGACGACUACGGCGCUCUGAAGUCGAUUAAUCGGUAUUUUCUACAAGUAUUUCUUAAAUUUGUAGAAAUUUUAAAUUAAGAAAAUGCUAGUGAAUUUCAUUAGUUAUAUAUAUUAUUACUCUGUCCAAGGAAACCAAGGUUUUAAAUCAAAAUCAUAGACAGUCUUAAAAGUCAUGUAAGAUGCCUUUAGGCGACUUGAAUAAAAUCCGACACUAGUGGUAAAUCUACUUGACCAAUAACUACUAUUAACUUGAAACAAAUUUGGCGGCUGAAACACGCUUGACCAAAUGAAUGUCAUUAAUAUGUUUUAUUAUUUUAUUGAAAUUAUGUAAAAUAAAUCCUUGGACAGUAAAUUAAUUAUCAAGCGUCAUUUUUACGUCGAUUCAGAAUUCCAUAUUAUAGUAUAUAUAUAGUACUCAAAAUUGUCGAACGAAUAUUUUUUUGCAUUAAUUCUGCAAUUUUACAAUACAAUACACAAUACUCUUUAUUGCACCAAAAGCGAAAUUAACAAAAAAAGAACCAUAGAAAAAUCAAAUAAAAGUCACAAAGGCGGACUUAUCGCUAAAGCGAUCUCUUCCAUUCAACCUUGGGGUGAGAGGAAACGAUAAUGGAGAGAGGCGUUGGCGCAGUAAAUAAAAUAAACUAACACAUAAUAUACACACAUACAUAUACAUAUAAUAUAUAAAUAUUGAUAUAAAUUUGUAAAAAAAAUACCUAAACAUACAAAUAAAUAAGAAAAAUAAACAAGUUAGGAGAUAGUGGAAAGAUAAUAUGACUUGGCAAGUAGUUUAAAUUUGGUCAGAGUACGUGCAUUACGGAUAUCAAGGGGUAGAGCAUUCCAAAGUCGAACAGCUUGAACAGAGAAAGAUUUAGAGAAAAAUUUAGAAUUGUGGAUGGGAAAUCUAAGUCCCAUUGAAACCGUGCUACGCAGACUACGAGAAGAGCUAUUAUCAUUACUUAGGCACAAUUUUAUGCUUUAUAUGUACAAGGAUAAGAUCAAAACUCGACAAUGCGGAAUUGUUAUUCAAAGCAAAUGAUACGCCCUUGUGAAAGACCCCUUAGAAUCUCAAAUAAGUCUCACAAGAUAUUGAUCUCAGAUAUUAAAAUAUAUUUAUACUUACGUGAAAUCAGUAAUUUGUAAGUUUUUUGUAUUACAAAUUCAUAUGACAAUUCGACAAUGCAUUUUUUAAUCUUGACGCAAAAUGUAAAAUGUGCAUUUCCCAAAAUGAACACUUGAUGCAGAAUGCACAUCGCGGACGGAACGGGCAAAAGAACGCAUUGGUUUUUACUACUAUAAUGCAAUAUGAUACACACGGAAUACGUUAUCCCAGCUCCGCACUGUCGCCCAACUCAGACACGACGCCUAUGUGAAUGAGUGCUUUUAUUAACCGCAAUGAAACACCAGCAAUGUAAAGUUUGGCAAACUGUUCGACGACAGUGUUGAGCCUGCAUAAAAAAAAUAUCAAAAUCAUUUAUUUUUAUGGAGAUGAGUGUAUCAUUUUAGAUGUGCACGUUUUGCGAAAUGCCCAUUCUGCGACGAAUGUUAAUUAUACGCGAGACUCGCAUUUUUAUAAGAUUGUGAUUUAAAAUUUUUUUUUAGUAUGUGUGUGUACGUAGAAUAUACUGAAGUAGUUAUAUUGUGUAUGAUAUCAACAAUAUCAAGUGUGAAGUAGAAUUAUUAUGAUAUUUAUUUUGUAAUAAAGAUGCAUUUUGCAGAAAUAAUCACGUUCACAUUACGUCCAGUAAUACUCAGUUUAUUCCCAAACAGGCCGGCCCAUCGAUUAGUUGGGUUUGUGUUUGGACUUGGGAUUAAAUUGGAUAAUAAACACGUCAUAUUCUACGUUGCCCGGGGCCCCGCUCCCGUGGGAAUUUUGAGAUAAAAUAUAGCCUAUAGCAAUCUUGGAUAAUGUACCUUUUCAAUGGCGAAAGAAUUUUUGAAAUCGAUGCGGUAGUUUCUGAGAUUAUCCGCCUCAAGCGCUUACCUCUUUAUAAUGAUAGUAUAGAUAAAAGAAGCCACAUAUUUUUAAUAAAAUCCCAAAUUAAAAUAAUUCAUUCCGGACAAUAUAUUGCCUGAAUAUAUUUUAUUUAAUUUGUAUAUUUAAUACUGGAUAAGAUUGUAACUAUGCUGUUUCGUUUUUAGCAAAUUUUAAUUGUUUACAAAUAAUACAAAACUAAACGAGUCUCUCAUCUGAAAAUAUUCCUUGUUUCUUUCCCAACAGUAAUGCGUUGAAGCCCAAGAUCUGCUGUCCUACUUUUUCCUCUACUUUUUUAAAUUAUUUGCGUUAUAUACCUAUAUAAAGUUGCGAUUCAAUGCAUACAAUAAAAUAAAUAUAUAAUAGAAAAAUAUACGUUUAAAUUUUAUUAUAUUUUGUGAGGAUGUAUGUUUGUUUAUCACGAAAAUCGACUGGACGGAUUGUUAUGAAAUUUAGUACAAGAGUACAAUAUAACCUGGAAUAACACAGGGUACUUCCGAAAUUCCCACAGGGAGCGAAGCCCCUGGGCGCAGCUAGUCUACCAUACGUAUUUCUAAGUUUUACUUCUGUAAUAACUUCAUUUUAUGCCUUUCCAAAACUGAUCUCCGUUAUACAAUAAUGUAAACUCAGCUUUUAUAUUUUAAACAAAAAUGUACAUAAUAUAAUUAUAUUUAUUGUGUAUGCGCCUUAGAAGUAUUAUUUACAAAAUAAAGUGAUUCAGUCUUA
Plodia interpunctella (Indianmeal moth) is the source of this 5710-nucleotide messenger RNA. RefSeq names its product zinc finger protein 724-like. The record is from RefSeq and is a predicted model, not a curated record. Lineage: Eukaryota; Metazoa; Arthropoda; Insecta; Lepidoptera; Pyralidae. The transcript is spliced from 16 exons. Gene Ontology annotation, molecular function: DNA-binding transcription factor activity, RNA polymerase II-specific; zinc ion binding; sequence-specific DNA binding. Gene Ontology annotation, cellular component: nucleus. The coding region runs from base 298 to 2532 and encodes 744 amino acids. Gene Ontology annotation, biological process: regulation of transcription by RNA polymerase II.